Molecule: messenger RNA, 1341 nt
Organism: Cottoperca gobio
Lineage: Eukaryota; Metazoa; Chordata; Actinopteri; Perciformes; Bovichtidae
Gene: mitfa
Product: melanocyte inducing transcription factor a
Exons: 9
Coding region: 1-1218 (405 amino acids)
Biological process (GO): regulation of transcription by RNA polymerase II; melanocyte differentiation
Cellular component (GO): nucleus
Molecular function (GO): protein dimerization activity; DNA-binding transcription factor activity, RNA polymerase II-specific; RNA polymerase II cis-regulatory region sequence-specific DNA binding
Source: RefSeq, a predicted model, not a curated record
AUGUUGGAAAUGCUUGAAUACAGCCACUAUCAGGUGCAGUCCCACUUGGACAAUCCCUCCAAGUAUCACAUCCAGCAGACUCAGAGGCAGCAGGUGAGGCAGUAUCUGUCCAGCACUCUGGGUGGUAAAGCUGGCAGCCAGUGCCCCAGCCAGCCCCCCGAGCACGGCAUGCUACCCGGGCCCGGCAUCAGCGCCCCCAACAGUCCCAUGGCUCUGCUCACCCUCAGCUCCAACUGCGAGAAAGAGAUGGAUGAUGUCAUUGAUGAUAUAAUUAGCUUGGAGUCAAGUUACAAUGACGAUGUUCUUGGACUUAUGGACCCAGGACUCCAAAUGAACCACCAGCUCCCCGUGUCUGGAAACCUUCUCGAUGUGUACGGCAACCAAGGACUUCCACUCCCGGGCCUUGCCAUCAGCAACUCCUGUCCACCCAACAUUAAAAGGGAAUAUUCAGCUCCUGGCAUGAAGGAAGUGCUGGACAAGACUGACCCCUGUGGCAUGUAUGAAAACUAUCAAAGGCAAGAGGGCUUUCCAGUAGAGGCUGAAGUCCGUGCUCUUGCUAAAGAGAGACAGAAAAAAGACAACCAUAACUUGAUUGAACGAAGACGGAGAUUCAACAUCAACGAUCGCAUCAAGGAACUGGGAACCUUGAUACCCAAAUCUAAUGAUCCAGAUAUGCGCUGGAAUAAAGGCACCAUUCUCAAAGCUUCAGUGGACUAUAUCAGGAGGCUACAGAGGGAGCAGGUGAGAGCCAAAGAGCUUGAGUGCAGACAGAGGAAGCUGGAGCACGCAAGCCGCCAUCUGAUGCUUCGUAUACAGGAGUUGGAGAUCCAGGCCCGUGCUCAUGGUCUUACAGUGGUGCCAUCCUCAUCUGUCUGCACAUCGGAUUUGAUGAGCCGAGCCAUUAAACAGGAACCCGUCCUCGGCGAGUGCCCCGCAGAGCUCUACCAGCACAGCUCGGCUCCUGACAUGUCCCCUCCGACCACACUGGACCUCAACAACGGCACAAUCAUCUUCGACCAUAUUCCUGCAGAUGGUGGGGACCCUGGUCCCUACGGAACCUCCAGAACCUGUAAAAUGAAGGACUUGGUAAGGGACACCCUGUCACCGAUGUCCCCAAGUGAUCCCCUGCUGUCCUCGAUGUCCCCAGAUGGCUCCAACAACGGUAGCAGCAUCCACAGUUCCAGCUCUAGUAUGGAGGAUAAGGAGCAUGGCUGUUAGCACACUGACACUUUCUAUCUGUAGUGUCCCAUCAAUGAGGCACUCACCUUAAAGUGACUGAAAGGUAUCCACAUGACUGAGUGGAUCAACUCUAUUAUAAACUCUAUUUUUGUUUUGAUUCUA